GAAGCAAUGCUUUAAAUAGCACCUUCUGAGUGCCUGUAUGCUAUUUUUGAAUGUUAAAUUAGCUUAGGUGACACUAAAAUUCCCUUCCAACGUCGCUAAAAUGCGUGUCGUUCGAAGAUCGUUGACGUGUAUUCAUUGAUUGCAACUAUACUGCGCAACAAAAUGGCUGUCAGGAUAUGUCUGUUUCUGCAGUGUUGUGAUUUUUGGCUCCCGUACAAACGUCUGUACGUCUCGUUCUUAACUUAAACUACUUUCAGGUUUUACUCUUCUGAAAAUGUCCACUUCGAUGUAAUGCGUGAUCAAAAUAAUGCCAUGUUUACUACGAUAAUGUGUAAACGAUCGAUGAUUCGAUUAUAAAAUCAAUACAUUUGCUAUGGGAAGAUGUUCGAGAUAGCACAUUAAAUGCUCAUAGUUCAGUAUUAAUUACAAUAAUCAAAAUGCUAGUGAAGGAAUAUCGCAUUCCGCUACCAUUAUCAGUGAAGGAGUAUCAAGUAGCUCAACUUUAUAUGAUUGCCAAAAAGAGCCGCGAAGAAACCAAAGGAGCUGAAAGUGGUGUUGAAAUUAUGGUCAAUGAGCCAUACACUGAUGGUCCAGGGGGAAGCGGCCAAUACACACGCAAAGUUUAUCAUAUUGGAAGUCAUUUGCCUGGUUGGCUAAAGACACUUUUGCCAAAAUCAGUACUUAUGGUAGAAGAAGAAGCAUGGAAUGCUUAUCCCUAUACAAAAACUAGAUACACUUGUCCAUUUGUAGAAAAAUUCUUUUUAGAAAUUGAAACUAAGUAUAUCAAUGAUGGAGGAGAAAUUGAGAAUGUCUUCCAGUUAUCUAAUAAUGAAUUAAAACAAAGGACUGUAGAUGUUAUCGAUAUUGUAAGAGAUCCUUUGGUUGGAAGCGAUUACAGAAGUGAAGAAGAUCCUACACUAUUUGUUUCUGAGAAGACAAAACGUGGACCACUAUCUCAAAACUGGAUUGAAGAAUACAGUCUAUAUAAGCAAAAUAUAGACUUGACAAAUGCAAAUGAUUCUGAAAAAGAUAUAAUGUGUGCCUACAAACUGUGUCGAGUGGAAUUUAAAUACUGGGGAAUGCAGAGCAAGAUUGAAAGAUUUAUUCAUGAUACUGCAUUAAGAAGAACUAUGGUCCGAGCACAUCGCCAAGCUUGGGCGUGGCAGGAUGAAUGGGUUGGGUUGACAUUAGAGGACAUCAGGCGUUUAGAAAAAGAAACUCAGGAAGAGUUGGCUAAGACAAUGUCUGCCAACAAGUGUUUAGAGCAGGACGACAACCCAUGCCAAUCAAGUGGUGCCUUAACAAGAGAAGAAUCAAAUUCUGAGACUACCUCUGAUUUUGAAAAUGAAAUUGAUGCAGAAAUGGAGAGCAUUAAGAAAGUUUCCAAUUCUUCUUUUCAUUUAAGCUCUCAAGACAAGACAUUAAGAGCUUCUUGCUUAGACUUACAAAUGGGAAAUCUGAUUAUGGAAACUAUUGUGCAGAGUUCAGAUCUUAGUUCAGAUGAUGAAUAUUUUGAUGCUGAAGGUGAUGAUGAUGAUGAUGAUGAUGGUGCACAAAUAUUAGCCAGAAGUUGCUCAGAAGCAAUACUAGAAUGUACAGAAAAAGAUAAUGAAGGAUUACUAAAUGAAAGCCAAGAUGAUAGCAUAUUUUCUUCAGUACAUAUUAAGAAGGUUCAGAAAGAAUUAUUUUUUCAAGAAAGAAAUUCUAGAGUCAACCUUGAUUCUGUCUCCCUAACUAGUUCGCCUUCCCAUCGUUUAAAUUCUUCGACAAACACCUUAAUCUUAGUCCUUCAUGCUGGAAGCAUACUGGAUUCUGGUGCCGAAUCAAUAACAAACAAAAAAUCAGACAUUACCACAUUUAUCAGUGCCUUUAAAAAUAUCACUCAUCAUAAUUAUCCUGGUAUAAUGGGACAUAUAUCCAUCCGUCUGGUCUCUUGUCCAUCCAUUUGUUCAGAAGCAUUAGCUGUGUUAUCAAAUCUCAGCCCAUAUAGUUUUCAAGCAUCUCCUUCUGCAAUUGAUGGUAUAUCUAACACUUAUGACUCUAUUCCUAUUGGUGCUCUUUCUCUGUUUGCCAUCUCUUCACCUGAAUACCAGGAGCAUGUAUCAACUGUAAUAUCUUCAUGUAAUCAAAUUUACCGUGAAUUCUUAAGCUCAGAAGAAGGGAAAGAUUUUGGAGGGCAGGUCAUAAUUGUUGGUGACAGUGUGGGAGCAAUUAUGGCUUAUGAUGCUUUGUGUCGCACAUCACAAAUUGGAAGUCAUUUUGGUAGUGAAACUAGUAUUGCUGAUGCGGAUCAGACCCAAGCAACUGUGUCACAUCACUAUUCUUCACACUCUGCUCUGUUUCCUAUUUCUAAUGUUAAGAAAGAUGAUGAUGAAAUAUGUGGAAGAUCAUACAUUCAUCCUAUGGAAUCGGGAAAUGGAACUCAUGAUCCAUCAAGGCAUUCCCUUCGUCUUUCUUCCAAACUUCCUCGUCAGUGUAGUUCUGGAUCGAAUGACAACCAGAAAUUCGAGUUUGAUGUGAGUGACUUUUUCAUGUUUGGCUCACCUCUUGGAACCAUUUUAGCCUACAGGAAAAUGAUGUCAUUUGAUGAUAAAAAUUCUCCUCCAGCCAAACCGCUUUGCAAUCAAGUGUAUAAUCUAUUUCAUCCAACGGAUCCUUUAGUUUCUAGAAUAGAACCACUGUUGAAUGCACAAUUUGCCCAGUUGCCACCAGUCAAUGUGUCAAGAUACCAGAAACAUCCUUCAGGAAAUGGAAAUUCCAUUCAUCUGUUGGAUUACAUACAGAUGUAUUCACAUUUAUUUAUGGAUUCUACAACAUGUACAUCACCUGCCGUAAAUAGGGGAAGACGUCCUAGCGAAGCCAGUAUUGCCAGUAAUGUAUCAGGAGUUAAUGAUACAAUACCUUUAGCAUCAAUAUCUUCAAUAAGCCAAAGAUGGUGGGGAACAAAGCGACUGGAUUAUGCUCUGUAUUGUCCUGAUGGACUGACAAAUUUUCCACUGAAUGCUUUACCCUACUUGUUUCACGCCAGCUAUUGGGAAUCUACAGAUGUCAUUGCAUUUAUUCUGAGACAAAUUAUUAGAGUUAACAACUUGGGACAUCCUGCAGAGAGCGAAAAGGAAAUUCCUCGCUCUCAGUCGUCUACUGUUCGAGAGAAGUGGUUAAAGAAGAGGACCUCCGUAAAAUUAAAAAACAUAACAGCAAAUCAUAGAGCUAAUGACGUACUAGUCAAAGAAGGAAAUCCACAAGUUCUCAAUGCCAGAUUUAUGUAUGGACCAUUGGACAUGGUUGCCCUGACUGGAGAAAAGAUUGAUAUUCACGUGAUGAAAGAUGUAAGAACGGGAGAAUGGUCUCUCUUCAGCACAGAAGUCACUGACAAGAACGGUCGCAUCAGUUACACUAUACCUGAAGAUAAAAUGUUGACUUAUGGAAUAUUUCCGGUCAAGAUGACAGUCAGGGGAGAUCGCACAUCUUUGGAAUUCCUGUUGGCUGUGGUUCCCCAGAAGACAGAGUGUGUGGUCUUCAGCAUAGAUGGCUCAUUCACAGCCAGUGUGUCCGUCACUGGAAAGGAUCCUAAAGUGAGGGCAGGAGCAGUGGACGUUGUCAGGUAAUUUGAUAUUCUGCUAGUACCUUUAUUUUGAUUUUAGAACUAUUGAUUUAAAUUUGAAAAUCUUAGCCAUGACAUAAUAAAAGUAUAGGUACAUACACUUUGGACUAUAUUUUCUAUUUUUAAAGAAUAUUUCUUCUACUAAUUCUUUUAAACUUAAUUUGUAUCAAAUAAUAACCAAUCAUGGAGAUGUAUGAUUUUCUUAUUACUUACUGUAGAAAUAAAUAUAAAAGUACAACGUUUUUAACAAAGGUAAAUACUUUGCUUCCAUUACUCUUCCAUCGUUCACUCCAGCAACAGUCCAUAAAAUUCACAAGUACGGAGGCAACCUUUCUUUAGAGGCUACUGCCUCCACAAUAAAAUGUAAAUAUGGUAAAAAGGCAUCCUCUGGUACUCUUGCCAUUAUCACAAUAAUACAUUUAAGUAAAAAAAUAGUAAAAAAACAUGGCCGACAGUAUUAUAUUUAUUUCUAUAAUUAAAUGUAAUACCAUUGGCCAUGUUUUUUUACUACUUUUUACGUAAAUAAAAUUUAUACUGUUUCUCCUCAUUUAUACAAGUCUUUGAAUUCUUGUAUUGCUGUGGUAAAUAAUUUUCCUAUUUUCUUGUGUUAUUUUAAAGUUAAUGGAGUUUUGGAAGGAGAAGGAAAGUUUGGUUUUGUAAUUGUUAGUGAUGUAAGUAACAGAUUAUAGUUCGUUUGAACAAUGUGCAGAACAUAUGAAAGAAAUUUAUAUAGAAAAGAACAAAAAGGAUUUGUUAAUAUUUAAGGAGAUAACUUCUGGAUCAAAAUUUUAUUAAUUUAUUAAAAUUGAUAAGAUUGGCAUGUAUUUCAAACAUCCAAGUACUUGUAUAAUUGUUGGACCAUUACAAUCUGGGAAAACUAUAUUGGUAAGAAUAAUCAUUUGUUAAAAAAUAUACAAAAAAAUGCUUAAAAAGAUAUUACAAUUAUGUAUAGUUUACCUGAUUCUAUGCAAAGAUGAUUGAUAAUGUGAUGCAUGAAUGUCUCCAAAAAUGACAUUUUUGUUUACAACUGAAUUUCAUCAUUGUAAUGUAAGCAUAAUCGUAAUAAUGUCAAAUUUACUUCUGAAAAACAGAAUUAUGAUGUGAAAGUAGUGAAUUGUUUGGGUUGCUAUCCUUUUGCUGGAAAACUUGAUUUUUUCAUAGAUGCAUAUAAAAAAGCAACUGAAAAGGAAUUUGGUUAUUUGUUAUUGGAUUUUUAUCCUAAAGUGGAUAAGAAAUUUUCUGUGAAGGAAUCCUGUUUCUUGAUAAACAAGGUACUUUUUUGGACGUACUUAGCAAUAAAAUGAAAAAAAUGAUCAUAUGUUGGCACUUUUAGCAAAGACUACUGCUUUGCAGAGAAGGGCAAUGUUGAAAGAAGCAUCUCCAGAUCAAAUUAAAGUUUUAUAUGAAAUAUGUGAUAAUUUGUUGAGAGGAAAUAUAUUAUCUGAUGGUCAUAAAUUAAGAAACUAUAAAAGUGUUUUUAGGAAAUUUAUUGUAAAACAUUUCUUUAAAUAACAAGGAAGAAAAAGUAAAUAACCAAUCUGGUGGUGCACUUUUUCUUCUGUUGGGUCUGUUGUUGUCUAUGGCUGAUGGUUUAAUAGGAAAAGCAAUUUAAUGGCAAAGCAAAUGGCCCAAGUUUCUCCAGAAUUGUUGACAACUUAUCAAAAGCCUGAAAAGGGAAUUGGCAAUAAUAUUGAAGAAUUACUUGAGAGUAUAAAUUGAUAAUUUAUUGGAUGAUAGCAAAGUCAAAUUAUUAAAUCAUCUGAUUAUGAGAUACCAAAGAAUGAUUCAUGUAUCUAAAGAAUCUGUUAGAAUAUCCAUUGUACCACACGAAACUGAAGAAGCAAGUUCUCAACAAACAAAAAAAAGAAAAACUGAUAAUGAUGCAUUUAAACAAAUAACUAUAUCUGUGCCUGUUUAGUCCAAAAUGUAUCAUACCUAUAUUACACAUAAUUGAAAUUUUGGUUAAUUAAACAACUCAGCUUCUAUGCACAUCUCCCCAACAUACACAAAUUUACCGAUGGUAUUUAUCUUCAAAAAGAGAAAUUGAUAUUUUGAAAUAAUCACAACAGAAGAUCAUCCUCCACAUCUUUGAUGAUGUUCUGUUAUGAUUAUUAUUUCUUGUAUUUUAUGAUGAUGAUCUGUGAUUCUUCAAACAUCAUCCACAUCAAAGAUGUUUUUCUGAGCUCUGCAACUUCAAUAUUUAAUAUAGUAGAGCGUCGUCUAUCCGAAAGCUGGUUAUCCGAAAGCAUUCCAGUCGGCAAAUUUAA
Molecule: messenger RNA, 5871 nt
Organism: Centruroides sculpturatus (bark scorpion)
Lineage: Eukaryota; Metazoa; Arthropoda; Arachnida; Scorpiones; Buthidae
Gene: rdgB
Product: protein retinal degeneration B-like
Exons: 19
Coding region: 438-3608 (1056 amino acids)
Biological process (GO): phospholipid transport
Cellular component (GO): cytoplasm
Molecular function (GO): phosphatidylcholine intramembrane carrier activity; phosphatidylinositol transfer activity; phosphatidylinositol binding
Source: RefSeq, a predicted model, not a curated record